AUGAAGGUGUAUUUCCCACACCUGUUUGCAGUGCGGACCCUGAAGUUGCUGCUCUGCCGAAAGCAGUACAAGGAUGUGGUGGUGGCAAUGGAAUGCAAGGGUGCCUGGGACACGCUGCUCUGUGCUGACACCCACCACUAUGCCGUGGGUCUGCUGGCCAGGGAGAUGUCCUGUGUCUCCAUACCCUCCUGUUCCCGGAUCUUUCGCUACCUGCUCUGGCUGCUGAGCACACAGGAGCCACGCUGGGAUCUGCCUGCCCUGGCGUUCCUUGUGGAGGUCCUCGAGUGCCUGGACUUGAGGGAACGUGAUGCUGACAGAGUCCUGCAAAUCUUGUCAAGGCAUGUGCAGAGCAAGUGCAGGGAGAGGCGUCACCUGGCACUCAGGGCCCUUCUCAAGCUCACUGAUGAUCCCUCGAUGACGGAAAAAAUGUGGAGCCUGAUUGAAAGUCUUGUGGAGCUCCUACGGGAUGCAAAUGGAGAGGCAGUUAAAAUGACAGUCAUGGUACUCAGCUUUAUAAUCUUGGACAAGGACCUACAGAUACCCAGCCCCAUUGCCCUGCAGCUGGCUGAGGUGCUCCUGCCACUCUUUGACCAUAAAAAUAGCCAGGUGCAACUGCUCUCCAUAUUGCUCUUCCGAACAUUGCUGACUCUUCCACUGAAAAAGGAAAGAAAGGUCCUGAAGUCACAGGUGCGACAGAGCCUGCUCCCACUCUUCUUCCACUGCCAUGAUGAGAAUUAGCGAGUGGCACAAGCUUCUCUGGAAACGCUGCUUUGUGUGGCCAAGUUCCUGAAGAGGAAGGAUCUUGACAAAGUGGUGAAGAAGAAGAAACUGUGGAUGUUUGCAGACACCCUGCUGGCAGAGGACACGAGCCGAGCGGCCGAGCAGCUGCGCC
Molecule: messenger RNA, 892 nt
Organism: Passer domesticus (house sparrow)
Lineage: Eukaryota; Metazoa; Chordata; Aves; Passeriformes; Passeridae
Product: maestro heat-like repeat-containing protein family member 7
Exons: 8
Coding region: 1-738 (245 amino acids)
Cellular component (GO): cytoplasm
Source: RefSeq, a predicted model, not a curated record